Seriola aureovittata is the source of this 6461-nucleotide messenger RNA. RefSeq names its product serine/threonine-protein kinase D3-like. The record is from RefSeq and is a predicted model, not a curated record. Gene Ontology annotation, molecular function: ATP binding; protein serine/threonine kinase activity. Gene Ontology annotation, biological process: protein phosphorylation. The transcript is spliced from 19 exons. NCBI's taxonomy places the organism in Eukaryota, Metazoa, Chordata, Actinopteri, Carangiformes, Carangidae. Bases 745 to 3438 code for a protein of 897 amino acids.
UUUAGAGAGACGCCAGUUGUCCGGUCCCUGGAAAUCCCGUCAGAGUGAGACCUCUCGCGAUCACUCCUCCCUCUGCGCUGUGAGUUUGUCUGUGUGAAUCCGCCGCGGUGAUAAUCAGAUCCGCAUGAAGCUGCAGCUGCUCGGUCGCACCGCCGCUUGUCAGGGGGAAGUUUGGAGACACGGACAUUAAAACCUAUAACGGAUCGAUCCACCCGGGUCAUCUCUCACUUCCAGACUCGGAGCACCGAGGGCACAGGCCGAACCGGGACUGUGGUCCGUUGAAUUGGACCGUUGAGCGUGUCCAAACCGCCACUUGAUGGGAGUUUAAGGCGCAUUUUCUUCUCGUUUCAGCCGCGAUGGAAGCGGAAAGACCGCCCUGUUCCCAGAGGUGCUCCCAGUGAAAAGAGAAACUCCAGAUCUUUCAUGGUUGUUUCCAUCCACUGCUGCUCACAACAUGAUCAAGAGUUUCAUCCAGCAGGAGGCCUGAGGAUUUAACAUUUUACAGUUGAGUUUCCAGGAUCACAGACCUUUUAUUUUUUUGGUUCAUUUCUGCCUCAGAGAUGCCCGGCGGCGGGAGGAAACUUUCCUUGCAGGAUUUUAUUGGUGAUAAAUGUGAAUCAGGUCAAACGAGGGGGCAGAAAACGCUCGGCUGACGAACAAGCCCGAGCAGUCGGACUCUUUUUUUGGAUGUCGUUCACCCACGAGGCCUUUCUCCCGCCCGGACCACGUCACAGAUAGCAGCAAAUGUCGGCCGAAAACAGCCCGCCACCACCGCCGCCGCCGCCACCGGCCUCACCUCGGUCUUUCCCCGUCCUCCCUCAACAUGUGGCCCCGCCCACUCCAUCGCCGUCACCCAGCCCGCCCGCCACCCUCUGCAGCCGGCUGUCUGACGGCAGCCAGACGGCCCCCAGCCCCACAAACUCACGGGGAUCCAUCCACGGCGUCUCCUUCCUGCUCCAGAUCGGACUCACCAGGGAAACGGUCACCCUCGACCACGGAGAGCACUCGCUGUCUGCUGUCAGGGAGCUCGUCUGCUCCAUCGUGGACCAGAAGUUCCCUGAAUGUGGAUUUUUCGGGAUGUACGACAAGAUCCUUCUCUUCCGUCACGACCUGAACUCAGACAACAUCCUGCAGCGGCUGAUGUCAGCGGAGGAGAUCCAUGAGGGCGACCUGGUCGAGGUGGUGCUCUCCGCUCUGGCCACGGCCGAGGAUUUCCAGAUCCGACCUCACACGCUCUACGUUCACUCCUACAAGGCCCCGGCCUUCUGCGACGACUGUGGGGAGAUGCUGUGGGGGCUCGUCAGACAGGGACUCAAGUGUGAAGGAUGUGGACUGAACUACCACAAACGAUGUGCGUUCAAGAUCCCCAACAACUGCAGCGGUGUGAGGAAGAGGCGGUUGUCCAACGUGUCCCUGCCGGGCGCCGUAAUGUCCGUCGCUCGACCACCUUCCACUGAGUUCACCCCGGCGCCGCAGGAGGAGCAGCGCCCCCUCCUGGGUGCCGGGAAGCGUAACUCCCUGCUGAGCGGUCGACCCAUCUGGAUGGAGAAAAUCGUCCUGGGGCGGGUCAAAGUCCCUCACACCUUCUCCGUCCACACCUACACUCGUCCCACCAUCUGCCAGUUCUGCAAACGCCUGCUGAAGGGACUCUUCCGCCAGGGGAUGCAGUGCAAAGAUUGUAAAUUUAACUGCCAUAAGAGAUGUGCAGCCAAAGUUCCUCGAGACUGCCUCGGUGAGGUCGACUUUAACGGAGAGCCGGCCAGUCCCAGUCUGGACUCCGAGGCCACGAUGGAGGUGGACAACUGUGACAUCAACAGCGACGGAGGCCACAGCAUGGACGAGCAGGACGAGCCGUCCACCCCCGAGGACAAGCUGUUCUUCAUCGAGGGUCCCUGCGUGGACGGCGAGAAAGACGACGAGACGCUCAGAGCCAUCAGCCCGUCCACCAGCAGUAACAUCCCUCUGAUGCGUGUGGUUCAGUCCAUCAAACACACCAAGAGGAAAAGCUCCACAGUGGUGAAGGAGGGCUGGAUGGUGCACUACACCAGCCGGGACAACCUGAGGAAGAGACAUUACUGGAGGCUGGACAGCAAGAGCCUGACACUGUUUCAGAAUGAAAGUGGAGCCAAGUAUUACAAGGAGAUCCCGCUGUCCGAGAUCCUGCAGGUGGAGCCGGCGCAGGACUUCAGCAGCCUGCCUCAGGGCAGCAACCCGCACUGCUUCGAGGUGAUCACGGCCAACAUGGUGUACUACGUCGGGGAGGACAACGGCGGCCUGUACCACAACCCCGUCCUGGCGGCGUCCGGCGUGGGGCGGGACGUGGGCCAGAGCUGGGAGAAGGCCAUCCGACAGGCGAUGAUGCCCGUCACGCCCAAGGCCAGCGUCGGCACAGGGCCGGGCCAGGGGAAGGACCACAAGGAACUUUCUAUCAGCAUAUCAGUGUCCAACUCCCAGAUACAAGAAAAUGUGGAUAUCAGUUCAGUGUAUCAGAUCUUUGCUGACGAGGUCCUCGGCUCCGGACAGUUCGGGAUCGUCUACGGAGGUAAACACAGAAAGACGGGUAGAGACGUAGCGAUCAAAAUCAUUGAUAAGAUGAGGUUUCCCACCAAGCAGGAGAGUCAGCUGAGGAACGAGGUGGCCAUUCUCCAGAACCUCCACCACCCCGGUAUCGUUAACCUGGAGUGCAUGUUUGAGACGCCCGAACAGGUGUUUGUUGUCAUGGAGAAGCUUCACGGCGACAUGUUGGAGAUGAUUUUAUCCAGCGAGAAGAGUCGACUGCCCGAACGCCUCACCAAGUUCCUGGUCACACAGAUCCUGGUGGCCCUGAGACAUCUUCACUUCAAGAACAUCGUCCACUGUGACCUGAAGCCUGAGAACGUCCUACUGGCCUCAGCAGAACCCUUUCCUCAGGUGAAGCUCUGUGACUUCGGCUUCGCUCGUAUCAUCGGGGAGAAGUCUUUCCGUCGCUCAGUCGUCGGCACUCCGGCAUAUUUAGCGCCUGAGGUUCUUCGCAGCAAAGGCUACAACCGAUCUCUGGACAUGUGGUCGGUCGGCGUCAUCAUCUACGUCAGUCUGAGCGGGACGUUUCCCUUCAAUGAGGACGAAGACAUUAAUGACCAGAUCCAGAACGCUGCCUUCAUGUACCCACCCAACCCCUGGAAGGAGAUCUCAGAGGAAGCCACAGACCUGAUCAACAACCUGCUGCAGGUGAAGAUGAGGAAGCGCUACAGCGUGGACAAAUCCCUGAGCCACCCCUGGCUGCAGGACUACCAGACCUGGCUGGACCUCCGGGAGUUUGAGACCCGCCGCCGCAAGCGCUACAUCACCCACGAGAGUGACGACGCCCGCUGGGAGGAGUACGCAGACGAGAGAGGCCUGCACUACCCCAAACACUUCAUCAUGUCUCCCAACCUGGACGACAUGGAGGAAGACCCGUAGUGGCUGUAGGAGGGUCGACGUUUCCUGCAAUGAAGCGGCAGACCCCCCCUCCGAGGACUCCCUCAGCGGCUGCAGCGGAUGCUGUGGAGUCCAUGGUGACUGUGACCAUGGAGACCGUGAGCUAUCCCAUGGCGGCGUGUGAUAAAGGAUUAAGAGGACACAUGGGUCAGGCAGCUCUACGAGGACACUGUGACAUCCUCACUGUGGAGACAAAUCAUGUCCAGAGACAUUUUUCACACAUUUUACCUUUUUCCUAUUUUUGCUACAAAGCCAUAACAGACAGACUCAAUGAGCUGAAACCUGAAGAGAUUUAUUUUAUUUUUUCUCAGAUUCAAUAUUUAGUCUCUUAAAUAACUGUCUUCACUGCCAGUUGAGCCACAGAGGGGCUGGAUAAAAACCAAUCCAGAGACUUUAUACACUUUUUCAGCUCAAAUAGAAAAUUAUUAUUAUGUUGUUGUUACACUUUAGAUCUCUUAAAGCUGUGCAGGAAGUCUUUACACAUUUAAUUGAACACAGAAGAAACAAACACGUUAUGUCUUGAAGAUGAUCCGAUUAUAACGUUGUUUUGUUGUUUCCUGGGAUGUCUUUGCACUAUUGGGAAAAUAUUUUAAAGGAGAAAUUAACUGAUAAUAACUUCUGGUUUGUUCAUCUGCAAAAGUCUAAAAAUUCCCUCUGGUUUCCGAGGUUUUUUCCGGAGAGAUUGAGUUGGAGAAAGUCGACAGUCCGGCUGCUCCCUAGUUGAUUUGAAGAGUCUUAGUUGAUUGGUUGGAUGGUCUCAGGGAAAAAAAAAAAACUCAGUCAGUCAGUCAACAUUGUUUACACCGUUGGUCUCUACAGUAAUGUAACCGAGCGUCUUGGGUUCAACUAACAAAUAAAUAAAACGAUAAAUGGGACACAGAGACGAUGAGCAGCAACAAGCAGGACUCUGCCAACAACUCACACUACAUUAAAUAUCAAAACACAAAGUGUGGGAUCAUUUUGAGAGAAUAAAGAACGACCCCAUGAAGGCAGCAUGCAAACCCUGCAGGCAAACAUUCACCAAACAUUCAUCAAACUCAAAUAAGGCUUAUCAUUUGAAACGUGUAAGUAGCCUAACGUUAGCCACUUAGCAUGGCUGCUCGCUCAAACAUUCUCUGUGCUUGUUAUUCUGACACAUUCAGAAUCCUUGUACCUUUUGCUGGUGUCGUUAACAGCUUGCUUUGUGCGUGCACUUAAAUAAGAGUGUAUCUAUCUGUGAUGUAGCACAGUGUUAGCAGUGUUACAUUCAUUCUCAGCUCUGGACUCUAGUUAUUUUCUCAUAACCCCCAAAAAUAUAUAUUUAAAUCAUUAAAUAUGAUAAACAUGGAACAAAUAGUCAACCAUUGGCUUGAACUACCGACUACUAGUCUUUGGUUGUCUAAAUCCAAAUUAGUUUCUAACCUCACCACUAGUAGGACAAUAAUUGUAGUUGUCCUUCUGACAAUGGGUCAUGCUAACUCACCACCUGCGUUGUAGAGAGUCAUUAAACAAUAGCUUUUUAACACACAAACAUUAGCAUGCUAAAUGUCAAAAUUUUUAAGAAAGAUUUUGUCAUUUUCCAACCUGGGUCUUUUCCUCACAAUUGCUGCCAUUUUGACUACGGGUCAUGGUAACUUUGCUAACUUCUAACUUUCACCACCUCUGCUGUAGAGAUUCAGGAGACAUUAGCACUUUCACAUUAACAUUAGCAUGCUAUCAUGCUAAAUAUCAAUAUGGUAAAGAAAAAUUCUGCUAUUUUUUAACCUGGAUAUUAUUUUUUAUAGUAGUAGCUACCUGGACUAUGAGUUAUGCUAACUUUGCACACAGCACCUUAAUUUUAGACCAAAACAAAACAAGCACCACAAACCUCUUAAAGCUAUCUUAAACUAGCCCUUUUAAUUAGCUUUUUUAGCUAAUUGCUCAGAGGUUUGCUCCCAGGGAAAUCAAACCGAGCAUGCUAACUUCUAACUCAGGAAAAUGUGUAAUUUAGCAUGUUAGAAUUUUAACAUGCUAACGUUUAGCAUCUUAGCAUUUAUCUGAAAGCACAGUUGAGGUCGGUGGGGAUUCGGUCAUUAAUUUCAGUCGUAUCCCAGCAUGAAAGAAAUAGCUGCUAAUGGCAGGAAAUGAAAAGUCAGGAUCUAAACCAAGUCUUUUGGAUUCAUCCUCUGGGGACCAUGAAUGUCUGAACCAAAUUUCACGUCAAUACAUCGACCCACAUUACCGUCACUAAAGCUGCUUAACGGGAAUUUAAAGUUUUUGCUUUAUUUCAAACAGAUGGGAUUAUUUGAAAAAGUCGUCACAGAAGUUUAGAUUCAGCUGUGGGAACAUUAUACUUUUGCAGAAAAACAAAUGCAGUUAUUUUCAGUGAUUCUUUCUUAAAUUUAGAUGAAGACGAGCUGAGAAUCGAGCUGCUAAUGUCUUUCUUUGUCUUUCUGUGGAAACCUGUCAAAAAAAAAAAAAAAAAAAGACGACUGGACUGUGGAGCGUCUUUGAUCCUGAUCCGACUCCAGCCUGAGAAUUUUAUUUCACAUUUUAUAUUUUUACAAGAAACUGUCAAGUGGUUGAUUUUAAUGGGAAAAUAUUAAAGCUGAACAGCUUAACUUUGAGAAACUCUGGUUUUACAUCAGUUACUCAACUAACGCUCUUAUUCACAGCAACUCAACAGUCGAACGAGACGCACUCAGAUUCAUCGACCAGCAAAUCAACAGCAAAACUGCUUCAGUUCUUCGACUUAUAAUUUAUUUAUAACUCAAGAUAUUCAUUCAUUAUUCUCUUUUUUUACCUGCUGAAUAUUGUGAUAAUUUUCCAUGUUUCAUUUACAGAGCAUUAAGAGAUCAGAAUAUAACCUGUUUAAUUGGUAGUUAAUGUGCUGCCACUAGAAUUCAAGUUUUAGAUUUAGAUAUUAAGUUAUAAUCUUGUUUAAAUUUGUCUGGUGGCAGUUUCAAGGCGAGAAACCUGAAGAAGCCCAAGAGUUUCAAUAAAAUACUUUAAUUUCUUCCAAAUGUUCGAGUCAGACUCGUCAAAUU